AUGAAAGCAAAAGCUGACAUGAAUUGUGUUGGGAAGACUUUUUGUGCCUUCGUUCUGCUCACUGUCACUGUGGCCAUGGUACCAAUGGGUUCUCAGGCAAGAAAUUCCACUGGAUCUGAUACUGAGCCCAGUCAAGAAAACAAUGCAAGCGCUGGCAAGAAGCAAGAUUUCCAGAGCGCACAAAGUCCAAACCUCCCUAAUGAUAACAUCAGAGUGUCUAAAAUAGCUGGUUCCAGCGUUAAUCUGACCUGUGGUGACAUUCCAAGGGCAGAUGUGGUAUCAGUAGUAUGGAAGAUAAGACCGAGGACUGGAAAUCACUGCUUACUGGCAUACAGAUCUGAUCUGAACAAGACAGACAGAACAAACUGCAAUGAGAGAAUGGAUUGGAAAUCUAGCCCUGAAACUGAUCAUGCACUUCAGAUACAGCAAGUGACACUCACGGAUGAAGGAUGUUAUAUCUGUGAAGCUGCAACUGGUGGUGGAAAUUUGAAUCGAAUCUACACUCUGACUGUAUUAGUCCCUCCUGAAGUGACCUUGACCUGUGACAGUAAUGGGACCGCUGUGUGCAAGGCAGCUGCAGGGAAACCAGCUGCACAGAUCUCUUGGGACCCAAAUGGAGAUCCCAGGACUGAGCUUGAAAAUCACACAGAUGGGACAGUGACUGUGCUCAGUACGUACAGCCCCAGAGAGACCAGUAUAACCUGCCUGGUGUCUCAUCCGGCUUGGCACGCGAGCCAAUCCAAGGAAUGCCCAUCAGAAAACCAUGACUCUCUCUUAUUAGACAACGGAAACACGUUUCUUCAGUAUUUCGCCAUCUGUGCUCGUCUCCUGGCCAUCUUCUUCAUUCUGGGUUUCAUUUUCUUCUGUAAGCUCCACUGUGGCAGAAUUUGUUGUUAACCCCAAAUCCCUGAGACUGCUCCCACACACAACGUGCAGGACAGUAAUGAGCAGCAGGAUUUACUAGGAC
Molecule: messenger RNA, 967 nt
Organism: Mauremys reevesii (Reeves's turtle)
Lineage: Eukaryota; Metazoa; Chordata; Testudines; Geoemydidae
Product: cell surface glycoprotein CD200 receptor 1-B-like
Exons: 7
Coding region: 1-897 (298 amino acids)
Biological process (GO): regulation of neuroinflammatory response
Cellular component (GO): external side of plasma membrane
Molecular function (GO): signaling receptor activity
Source: RefSeq, a predicted model, not a curated record